Molecule: messenger RNA, 562 nt
Organism: Vicugna pacos (alpaca)
Lineage: Eukaryota; Metazoa; Chordata; Mammalia; Artiodactyla; Camelidae
Gene: SPMIP3
Product: sperm microtubule inner protein 3
Source: RefSeq, a predicted model, not a curated record
CCAACACCAGGAGGCAGCUAAAGUAACUGCUGUCCUCGGAGGACUGCUUUUAAGAACAAGGAGGCCUCCACCCACUGCAGCCCAAGCAGAAUCCUAUCCAUCAUGGCUGCCAUCCGGCUACGAGAAUUUUUUGACCGCCGCCCGGGGAUCCCACCCAGUAUAUUCAUCCCCCAUCAAGGAAAGGAUCUCCAAGGCUAUUACCCUGGGCAGCUCGCAAGAGUCCAUUAUGAUUAUACUGUGAAGAGAUCUCCCAGACCUCUCAUAGACUUGGAAAUUCCAUCCAAGAGAAAAAGUCAGUAUCAACCUCAAUUAGACCAACAGACUCUCACUAGAUAUAUUUGUUUUCGAAGACAUUCAAAGCCUGCUGAACCAUGGUAUAAAGAAACCACUUACCAAAGAGACUAUUCUCUGCCAUUUUACAAGAUUGAUUGGGACCAGAAAUUAGCCACCAUUUCAGCAAAUCCUAGACCACUUAAUUCACUGCCAGAGCAUUACUGUCGUGAAGAGAGGUGGCUUUGAAAGAAGGCUUUUAAAAACAAAAUAGCAUGGCAUUUGAACAAAA